AGAAGGCCAAAGCGGACAUCUUGAGUGGAAAGGUUGUGAAAGCAGUUCUCACUUGGGGAGCCCCCGCGCUAACCUCAAACAUCUGACGACCUACCAAUUACAUUUCAAGGGAAUAUAGAUACGAUAGAUUAUCAAAUUAGUGGCAAACACAUGCAUUGAUUAAGGUAUGAAAGUAUGAAAUAUAAGUUCAACAUUGAAAAACCCGCUUCCGAAGCCAGUUGAGGUAAUAUCACUUCCGAGAUCAGCGUAUUGCAGAGUCCUUCUGCAUACCAAUCUUCUCCCUCGCGCCACGAAUUAACCCCACAUGCAGGGACAACAGGUCUAUAAUCAGCCUGUAAUGCACUAUCUUAUCAUCGUGUGACGUCAAAAGAAACUUCCUAUCAGCUCAUCUGUGUCCUUUACUUGAAGUCAAGUAAGACAUUCAAUACAUGCAGCUUGCAUCUUGCAGCUACAUUCUUUUAUCAUGCCAUAUGUAUUCCACUUCUUCCCUUAAUCGUUUUCUUUUGUUCCUCAAUUGUCAAGCUCACUUGAUUCUUUACUUUUGAGACCACACAAACAAAAUGGGUUCAAUAACACCAUCCUCCGAGACUAGCUCAGGCUCAAGCUCUAUCUCAACAUGCAGUUGCACCUCUCCCCAUCCUCCAUAUCCCCUCCACUCAAGUAUCCUUCCCAAACUCGACCCCACAUACAAAUCUUUCUAUAAUACCCAUCUUAUAAACAACCAAGUAGUACAUCACCAACCUCUCCAUAUUUCUCGUUCCUCUUCCAUUCUACUCCCUGGUGCUUCAGAUCCGCUGUCUGUGGGAUCUAUUUUUGAUUUGAAAAUUCCUUCGAAUGAUUCACAUGAGAUAGGUAUAGGAAAUGGGAAGGAAGGGGACUUGACAAAUGAAGAAAAAGGAGAGAUUGAUGUAAGAGUAUUUAUACCGGAAGGAGAGAAGCCAGACGGUGGAUGGCCUCUUUGCAUGUAUUUUCAUGGAGGAGGAUGGGUGUUGGGAGGAAUCGAAACAGAAAAUACGGUUUGUACGCAUUUGUGUCAGAGGGGUGACGUGGUGGUUGUUAGCGUUGAUUAUCGGUAUGAAGAUAGACUUUUUUUUAUUCUACUGGGAUGCCUGCAAGCUUCAGGCUACAGAUGAUCAAGUGAUUAUCACAUGAGCCUACACCAAACAAACUAAAUCUAGAUUCCCUAUAAAACCCUGCCUUAAAGCUCUAACAAACCUAGUCUCGCACCGGAAAACCCCUAUCCCACCGCUCCAAACGACUGUCAAACAGCACUCCUCUCCAUUCUCACCCACCCAGCCCACCAUUCCCUCCCCAUAAACCCCACUCUCAUCGCGCUGUCCGGUUCCUCCGCCGGCGGAAACAUCGCCGCAGUCCUCUCUCACCGUUUCUCCUCCCUAUUCCCAAAUUUCCGCAUUUCCCUGCAAUUACUCAUCGUACCAGUAACCGACAACACCGCCUCUCCAUCCACAUAUCCCUCCUGGAAAGAAAAUGAAUUUUCCCCCGCAUUACCCGCGGAGAAAAUGAUGUGGUUUCGCAAUUUUUAUUUACCCGAUCAGCAGAAAUGGGGAGACGUGGAUGCGAGUCCGUUGUUGAAUGAUGGGGCGUGGGAGGAGCAACCUAGGACUCUGGUUGUGGUGGGGGAAUUGGAUGUUUUGAGGGAUGAGGGAAUUGCGUAUGCGGGGUUGGUGGGGAGCGCGGGGGUUAAGUGUAGAUUGGAGGUUAUGAGGGGGAUGCCGCAUCCUUUUUGUAAGUUUUCUUUUGGGGAAAGGGGUGGAAGUUUGGGAGGGUGAGUUUUGGAUUGUGAUUUUGCUGACGGGUGAUUUACAGUGGCUAUGGAUGGGGUGUUGAAACAGGGGGCCCAGACGAUUACUUAUAUGGUGGAGGAAUUGAGAGAUGUGUUUUGGAAGGGGAAAUGAUGUGAUGGGGAUAAGUGAGAGGAGUAUACUGCAUUUCACCUAUCAGGAGAAAAACGUAUAGAUUAUAGAGAACGUUUUAACAUGUACGUGGCAAGAAUUCAAUAAGAGCAAAGAAAUGCAAUCCCAACCUAAAACAUAAACCCAGAAUCCCCCUCUUUGAUCAAAAUCAUACAAAGCACCCCGAGCCCCAAAUCCCCACGUGAACACACUAAACAACCCCCCAACCUGGCCUCCCCUUCUCCUCCACCUCCCCCUGCAAAUUAACCUCCUUCCCCCUACUCCUAUCCCUCCAAUCCACAUACCCAAUCGCAUCAUCCGACUCCCUCCACUCUUCCCAACCCUGUUCGAUUCUCCCCACCAACUGCGCCGUAGUAGGACGAUCCACGCUACGAACCUUCAACAUCGCGCUUACGAUUUCUUUAAGUCCGCGCGUAUAUGUCUUAUCGCUCAAUCUCGACAUGACGUAAUAAUAGUCCAAUUGUUGGGCUGGAGGAAUCCCGGUCAUCAUUGUGAAGACUGUGGCGCCUAGUGACCAGAUUUCUGAGGGGGGUCCCCAGCUU
Sclerotinia trifoliorum is the source of this 2476-nucleotide messenger RNA. NCBI's taxonomy places the organism in Eukaryota, Fungi, Ascomycota, Leotiomycetes, Helotiales, Sclerotiniaceae. The record is from the annotation of a GenBank genome assembly.